Epinephelus lanceolatus (giant grouper) is the source of this 4891-nucleotide messenger RNA. RefSeq names its product tumor protein p53 binding protein, 2a (gene tp53bp2a). Gene Ontology annotation, biological process: signal transduction; regulation of apoptotic process. Lineage: Eukaryota; Metazoa; Chordata; Actinopteri; Perciformes; Serranidae. Gene Ontology annotation, cellular component: nucleus. The record is from RefSeq and is a predicted model, not a curated record. Gene Ontology annotation, molecular function: p53 binding.
AACUGGAAUGAGUUUCCUCUCGAUACGUCACUCUGGGAUAGGCUGCGAGCUAUCGAGCAACGCUGUCAGUCACCGGGGUUUCGGGCUCAUUACCUCGGCGUCUCGGGACGGGACCCCCAAGCAGGAGAAAGUAGCCUUGCCCAUCGUGGGUUUAGGCUCUGGGAUUAAAGUGAUCGCCAGUCCCACAGCUUUCGACGAAACUGCCAGUGAGGAUUCAUCCUGUGUUGGUUAGCUAAAUGCGGUACGAAGCUAAAAUGAUGCCGAUGUUCCUGACAGUAUACCUCAGUAACAAUGACCAGCAUUUUACUGAGGUUCCCGUUACCCCGGAGACGCUGUGCCGGGAUGUGGUGGAGUUGUGCAAGGAGCCGGGGGAGUCUGACUGCCACCUGUCAGAGAUGUGGCGUGGAUCUGAGCGAGCUGUAGGUGAUGGGGAGAGGAUGCUGGAUGUGCUCCAACGGUGGGGACAACACAGGGCAGAGGUGCGCUUCUUUCUGCGUCACAAUCGAGCCCCUAGCAGGGAGUCUGGUGGGUCAAGAGGCUCAGAGCCGAAGAGGAAUGGAGUGAAGGGUCCCCCAGACAGAAGAAUGGAGAAUGGGGUGGCGACACCCCGGAUGGACAUGACCCUGGCUGAACUACAAGAGAUGGCUGCCAGACAGCAGCAACAAAUAGAAGCUCAACAACAGCUCCUUGCUUCCAAGGAGCAGCGGCUGCGCUACUUGAAGCAGCAGGAGCAGCGACAGCAGCAGCAGGCCUCUGAGCAGGAGAAGCUGCAGCGCCUCCGAGAGAACAUUGAGAACCAGGAAACUCGGCUCAAGAAGGUUCGGGCCCUCAAGGGCCAGGUGGAGCAGAAGCGCCUGAGCAAUGGCAAACUGGUGGAGGAGAUAGAGCAGAUGAACAACCUGUUCCAGCAGAAGCAGAGAGAACUAGUGAUGGCUGCGUCCAAGGUGGAGGAGCUCAGCCGACAGCUGGACUUGCUCAAAAAUGGCAAAAUGGACAACUUCCAUGACAACCAGAGCUCUGUGGCUGAACUAGACCGCCUUUACAAGGAGCUACAGCUGAGGAACAAGCUCAACCAGGAUCAGAACACUAAGUUGCAGCAGCAGAGAGAGGGCCUGAACAAGCGCAACCUGGAGGUGGCUGCCAUGGACAAGCGCAUCAGUGAGCUACGAGAUCGGCUGUGGAAGAAAAAGGCAGCACUGCAGCAGAAGGAGAACUUGCCUCCUCAGACGCCCUGGCAUUCAGAGCUCACCCAUGCCAAUAAUGGCUAUCCUGGUAAAGAGAGGGCUUCAAAAGACACUCAUCUUCAGGUGCCCUCAGAUGGCCAAGCUGGACAGCAGUCGGGUCCGUCUCGUGUGGCGGCGGUUGGCCCGUACAUCCAGUCGUCCACCAUGCCCAGGGGCCCAGUGAGGCACGACCUGCUUGUAAAACCAGCAUACCCGGACGGCACUGCCACUCUUCCAGCCCACGACCCACAGAGCAAGGCCAGCACAGCAGGAGCAGAGGAGUCUGGGACACCUGCUGGUUGCGAUGUCACUCUGAGCUCAGAAGGCCAUCAGCCAUCCAAGCUGGCAGACUGGGGCUCUUCAGGUCCAGAAUCCAACACCAAUGGUCAUGGUCCAGCUUCAACACUGCCACGAAUGACCUCUCACUCCAACUCUAACACAGAACAAGAUGACACGGAACUGAAGAGGGACAGGAAGGUGCGUCCAUUUUCCAUGUUCGAGCCAACUGAGGUUCCCGCCACCUCCCUCCGCAAAAACCAGAGCAGCGAUGACCUGGUCAGGGACGCUCAGUCUGCUCCCAAAGCUCCAGUCAAGGUGCCUCCUCCUGUUCCCACCAAACCAAAAGGCCCUGGUGUCGUGCCCUACGGCAAACAAGGUCUCAACACAGGCACCUUCCCUAAAACCAAGCCCCACAGCCAGCAGCCCCAGGCUGCCCAGGGCCGCGGCCCUCUCCCGCCCUCACAGAGCCAGACACUCCCCUUACCCUCCAAGCAGGACACUCCACCUGCAGCCACAGUACGGCCGUUCACCCCAGAGCUGCCUUCCUCCAAAGACGCCAGCCUGAGUAAGCCCCAGACCUUAGCGGCCAGCUCCAUUUACUCCAUGUACACGCAGCAGCCUGGUGUGCAGGGCGCUCUCAACAGGUCUCAGAACCGCACCAAUGGAUUUGUCAGUGUGUACGGUAAACCAGUGAUCCCCAGUGGAGGCUCCCUACAUCCAGACAAUCCUUACGUCGACCGCCGCUCCCCUGCCCUAGAAUAUGAGGUUGACCACAAUGGAGCCAACAACGUGGGUCCCAGCCAAUCCGAGGGCCCCCAACCAGAAACAGAGCGCAUCCCCCGGCCCCUCAGCCCCACUAAGCUGCUUCCCUUCAUUUCCAACCCCUACAGGCAUCAGAGUGAUGGUGACCUGGAGGCCCUGAGGAAGAAGCUCUACAAUGCCCCAAGGCCGCUGAAGAAACGCAGCUCCAUCACCGAACCAGAGGGUCCCGCAGGGCCCAACAUUCAGAAACUCCUCUACCAGAAGACCACACUGGCAGCUAUGGAGACUGUGACUACACCAACCACUCCUACUUAUGCUGGUGAAGCAGAGGCCGCGGAGGGAUCUGUGGGACAGCAUGUUCCCAGCUCUCUGAGUGGUGCAGAGAACCACCCAUCAGAGACAGGACAGACUCUAGAGGGAGGGCAGCUCCCAUCUCAAAUCCCAGGUGCUAAUGUUCCCGCUCCAGCCCCUGCUGAACACACCAAACCACCUUUAGCUAUCCCAGAGAGUGAGGACAUUAUCCCCCCUCCGCCCCCAUCCCACCCAGCCCCAAGGCCAGAUGACGCUCUUUUCCCACCACCACCCCCUGCUGGCUUGGAGGACGCAAUGUCCAACCUGCCCCCUCCGCCUCCAGAAGGCUUCCUGGAAGAGUUCCCGCCCUACCCACCACCCCCAUACCCCAGUGGAGCAGAGCAGGACAGCUUGGGCGAGGACACCUUUAACAUGAAGGCACCUGAGGUCACCGGCCAGGUCACUCUGCCACCGGGAAAGAGGACCAACUUGCGCAAGCCCAACUCUGAACGCAUCGAUCACAGCAUGAGAGUGAAGUUCAACCCACUGGCUCUGCUGCUGGACUCUUCUCUGGAGGGAGAGUUUGACCUGGUCCAGAGAAUCAUCUAUGAAGUGGAGGAUCCCAGUCAGCCCAACGAUGAAGGCAUCACUGCUCUACACAAUGCUGUCUGCGCUGGGCAUACAGAGAUUGUCAAGUUCCUUGUUCAGUUUGGUGUCAACGUCAAUGCUGCUGACAGUGAUGGCUGGACACCUCUUCACUGUGCUGCAUCCUGCAACAAUGUGCAAGUGUGCAAGUUCUUGGUGGAGUCCGGUGCAGCGGUGUUUGCUAUGACUUACAGCGACAUGCAAACAGCUGCUGAUAAAUGUGAAGAGAUGGAGGAGGGUUAUACCCAGUGCUCUCAGUUCCUCUACGGUGUGCAAGAGAAGAUGGGCAUCAUGAACAGGGGCGUGGUCUAUGGUCUGUGGGACUACAGCGCUGAGAACCCUGAUGAACUGAUGUUCCGCGAGGGAGACUGCAUGACCAUCGUGCGCAGAGAAGACGAGGAUGAGAUCGAAUGGUGGUGGGCUCGCAUGGGCGAAACUGAGGGUUACAUCCCCCGCAACCUUCUAGGGCUCUACCCCAGAAUAAAGCCAAGACAGAGAACCCUGGCUUAACACACAAAGAUGCCUGCACAUUCCAGUCUGCCAGAACUCUCCAAAACACACACACACACACACUCAUAUACACACAGGCUUUAACAGACUGGGGAAGAGAAGGACACUGCUGAAAUGAAGAAACAAGGACAGACCAAACAAUAUGAAGGAUCAACUAUGAACUCUUUUUCGCACUUUUUUUUCUGUAUCUAAAACAGAGGGAUUCUCCCUCGCUUAUUUUUCCAGGCCGCACUGUGUGUACUGUGUACUUAAGACACUAUUGGCAUUGUUUUCCUUUAUUCCACUGUUUUUGUAAUUAGUGUCUGAAACUAUUUCUAAACUGACAGAUACACUCAAACAUUGGGAUGUAAAUGGAACAAGCAGUAUUUUCUAUUGCUAGACAGUAAUUUUUACACUUUUGAAUAGUCUUUUAAAAACAUGUUUUUCUGGGCUACUGGUUGUUUUCUAACACACUUGGGGCUCUGCAUUGCAUGAGGUGGAUGAGUGGAUGAUGAUGAUGAUGCGUUUGAGAUGCUCUGUCACCAUGACAAUCUUUGGGGGGGCUUGUUUCUCGUCAUCUGUUGAGUGACUGCGCCUCUGAAUACCUGUACUGGAGGUGUGGCACUUCAGUUGUGACCGCCACUGUUCUGCAUAAACAAAUGCUUGGUGGUAAAAGCUUUUGAUUGAUCUAUUGCUGUUCAUUCUGUGGUCUAUGAUACCCCGAGAGCCAGUCUGUUUCCUGCAUUGGCACAUGGUUGAGAUGCCAUAGAUACUGUGUAUACACAUAUUUCUGUCACAGAAAAUAGUGAAAAGUUACUGUAGGAAUGAUAUCAUUAUGAAAAUUGACUUUCAGACUCUGGCACUUUGACCAGGAAGAUGUCAUGCAAGUAUGAAUUUAAUAUUUCAUCACAACCACGUCCUGACCAUACAGCAGUGUAAGAAGGCAAGUGCAGUACCAGAAAUCUUGACUUUUUGUAAUAAUCAGAAAGUGAUGGUGACACACUAGUGUAUAGUCAAAAAAAAAAAAAAAAAAAAAAGGAACUCAGUUCACAGUGAGUUACCAAAACCCAUCACAUAUCUCUGUCACUGCAGAUGUAUUUAUUUUUGUUACUUUUUUCUUUAGCCCUUUUGUCGGAACUAUAACCACAGAUGUACUGUAGUAUUUCAGACAUUUACAAUAAAAAUACUUUGUACUAAGCCUA